UCGCUUCACUUUAUCCGAACAGCAGGCCAAGUCUGAGGCUCGUAGAGAUUGGUAAGAAGAAGAGAGUCGAGACGCUUCGAAACUUCAGAAGCUAUGGCAUCUGCUUCAAUGGCGGUGUCCUUUGGUCUUAGGUUCUCCCCACUCUGCUCUCGCCCAUCAUUUCGCGUCUCUCAUACUUCCGUCGGGAUUGCUUCUGUCAACAAGGUCAAUUCCUUGAAGCUCAGUUCCUCCCACAACAUUUCCGGCUUUGGAUUCAAUUCCCUUCAGAAGCCAUCUCACAUUUCUCCCACUUCUCAAAUUCGUACUCCUUUCACUGUUUUCGCUGCUAAAGGCUACAAAAUGAAAACACACAAGGCUUCGGCGAAGCGAUUCAGAGUAACGGGUCGGGGGAAAAUCGUUCGGAGGAGAGCUGGAAAGCAGCAUUUGCUGUGCAAGAAAAACGCAAAGAGGAGAUUACGGCUUUCCAAAAUGCACCCAGUGAGCCGGAGUGACUAUGAUAAUGUGAUUGGUGCUUUGCCGUACUUGAAGGUGAAUAGGCAGGCCCAGUAGAAGUGAUGUUGGGAUCUUGCCUGUACUUAACUUCAUUUUGUAACCAAAUGAUUUUCAAUUUUCCAGAACUCAUCAAAGGGCAAAGUUUGAUUGGUUAAAAAUAUUAUUUGUUCUAUUUAUUCCCUCAGUUGAUAAUGGUACCUACUACCUUCUUUCAGUUCCCUUCCUCUAUUGUUGGCUAUUCUGACAGGCUACAAGAUGGAGCUUAUUUCUUCCGUAAAUUAUGAGUACCUGAGAGGGUUCAAGCCCAUAUGGAAAA
Messenger RNA from Cucumis sativus (cucumber), 808 nucleotides. Its product is annotated as 50S ribosomal protein L35, chloroplastic. Gene Ontology annotation, molecular function: structural constituent of ribosome. The record is from RefSeq and is a predicted model, not a curated record. Gene Ontology annotation, cellular component: ribosome; large ribosomal subunit. Bases 94 to 549 code for a protein of 151 amino acids. The transcript has 3 exons. Lineage: Eukaryota; Viridiplantae; Streptophyta; Magnoliopsida; Cucurbitales; Cucurbitaceae. Gene Ontology annotation, biological process: translation.